Messenger RNA from Coregonus clupeaformis (lake whitefish), 799 nucleotides. RefSeq names its product ejaculatory bulb-specific protein 1-like. The transcript is spliced from 2 exons. The record is from RefSeq and is a predicted model, not a curated record. Lineage: Eukaryota; Metazoa; Chordata; Actinopteri; Salmoniformes; Salmonidae. Bases 35 to 400 code for a protein of 121 amino acids.
CACACGGUCGUGACGGCGUUUACACAGGAAGCAAAUGAAGGAAGAUGAUAAAACACACAAUGAGCCCAGAAGACCCCCCGCAGUCCAAGCACCCGUCCAAGUCCCAGUGGACCAAGCGCAAAGUGGGUCAAGCCCCACUGGACCAAGCCCCAGUGGACCAAGCGCAAAGUGGACCAAGCCCCAGUGGACCAAGUUCCAGUGGAUCAAGCGCAAAGUGGACCAAGCCCCAGUGGACCAAGUUCCAGUGGAUCAAGCGCAAAGUGGACCAAGCCCCAGUGGACCAAGUCCCAGUGGACCAAGCGCAAAGUGGACCAAGCCCCAGUGGACCAAAGCACAAAGUUGGUCAAGUCCCGUUAGAGAGACACCCAGACCUCCAGAAGGAGAGUCCAUCCCAGUGUGAAGGAUCAGGCAAAGGAGGAGGUAUAUACCCAAAUUCUUGCUUGCCUACGAGAACCAGCACCCAUAGUCUGAUCCAUCUGCUACCAAGGGGAUGCUACCAAGAGGAUGCUACCAAGGGGAUGCUACCAAGGGGAUGCUACCAAGAGGAUGCUACCAAGGGGAUGCUACCAAGAAGAUGCUACCAAGGGGAUGCUACCAAGGGGACGCUACCAAGACUUCGAUAGAUUGACAAAAGUGGACAUCCAGCAAUUGCUGCUUAAGUAUUUAAAAAAAAGAUUUAAGUAGUGAGUGAGAAUGUUGAAUUGUAUGUUUAUUUGUGAUUAUGUAUCUAUUGUGUAUACAGUUGAAGUCGGAAGUUUACAUACACUUAGGUUGGAGUCAUUAAAACUCAUUUUUUAAA